CAUAUGCAUUUCAAGAACAGAUCACGGCCACGACGAGCUUGAUCUCACACCACCACGAAAACACUAGGUUUUUUUCUAAAACAAGGGAGGAUUCCAUGUCUCACCCAUGUCUUCCCGAGAGUCCGAUGGGCGUAUAACGGCGCCGGUGUCGUUGCCCUUCGCCACAACCGCCAGGAACACGAAACCCCACCUCCUCCGCCUCCGCUUGCUAGGAGAACUCGCCGGAGUUGAGUCGCCGAUACGGGCCGUCGUGUCUCGUGUCCACACUGGGGACCUGCUUGGAAUUCAACAUGGGCAUAUCUGGACCGUCCAAUUUUUAAUCGCACGGUCUGCGCUCCCGUGCGCACACCUCAUCCUCCGGGGCCUUCUACUUCUACGCCGAAGGCAAGGGGGGAAGGUCACGCGCCGCCAUGUCGGAGACUGAAGCAGCGGCGCCGGCGCCGGCGGCAUCGACGGAGAGGAAGCCCCGGAGGCUGCGGGGCCACAAGAAGGGCGCCGUCACCUGCUGCGUCGCGUCCUCCGCCCGCCCGGGCGUCGUCGCCUCCUGCGGCGAGGAUGGAUGUCUUUGCUGGUUUGAUCUGCGCACCAAAGAUGUGCUUUUAUCCAUUGAGGCAGCAAAUAAACCAAUCUCUUCAAUGUGCUUUAAACCAGGAAAUGAAGAUUUUGUGUAUGUCUCUUCUGGAAAUGAAAUAUUGUCCUUUGAUGUUCGUAUGGGAACUCAAUCAAAACCAUUAGAGACAUAUAACUACAAUAGAGAUGAAAUCAAUCAGAUUGCUAUCAGCUCUAGAGGUUUUCUUGCUGCUGCAGAUGACAGUGGGGAUGUUAAGAUUGUCAAUACCAUUCAAAAAUGCUUGUACAAAAGAUUGAGAGAAGCCCACUCAAGUAUUUGCAGCAGCGUACAAUUCAUUCCUUGGAGACCUUGGACAGAUAAAUUUCAUUUGGCAGCAAUCACUGGUGGCCUUGAUUCAAAGCUCGUUGCGUGGGAUUUCUCUAAAGGGCGAACACUAUUUUCUAUUGACUACGGAUCACCUGAACUGCAAAAUGGCAGUUCGUCAGGUAGCGCAGGGCAAUGUUUCAACCCUGCUUUUGUUCAUUCAGUAGCAGUUUCUGAAGAGGGCAUUUUGGGAGGGUUGUACAAAGUUUGUGCUGUUGCAAGGGGGGAUGGUGCUGUUGAUGUAGUUGACCUUGAAUAUGAAUUGGCCCCUGCAAAAUCAAAAGGAUCUUCUCGGCCAGUGGGUUUGUCUGGUUCGACAAUGAGUUCAAAAGGUUCUGAUCUUGGAGAUGGAAGCAGUAAUCAAAGUCAAGUGAAAAGGAUCCAUCUUGAUUACACGACGGGUGGCCAUACUGCAGCUGUGUCUUGUGUAGCAUUUUCAGCAUUUGGUGAGAAGGGGAAGUUCCUCGUUUCAGGUGGCAAUGAUGCAUCAGUGAAGCUAUGGGAUUGGUCCAAAGGAUUUUCUUCUGAAACAAACAGCAAUGGUGAAUUGGUGUUGGAUAUUGAUGUGAAGAAAAAGGUAAAUUGGUUGUGUACUACUCCAACCGAUUCAGAUAACCUGAUUGUGUGUGAUACAUCGAAGGUGGUUAAAGUAUAUAAUUUCCCAUAGAUGGAGCAAUAUGUGGCCUCAUCUUAUUGGACAACUUUCUGAACGAGUGAAUGUUGCCUGACCAUCAUUGUCAAGUUGGCCCCGACUCUGGUGACUCGUGUCCUGAGAUGUGAAGCCAAGCCUGCUGCAGCUAGUUAUGUGUAGUGAUAAUCCAAGAAUAUUGGCUAGCACUUUGUAGUGUCAGUUGUGGGACUGAAAGGAUUCGCCAAACAAAACUAUCUGAAUCUAUCGAGACAAAUGUUACUUCGCUGUGAUAUUUUUGUACUUCCAUAGGCUGCUAGCUAGACUCGUCAUGUGUAUCUUUGUUGCAUGGUGAAAUGAAUUUAUGGCUUUCAGAAAAA
Molecule: messenger RNA, 1942 nt
Organism: Phragmites australis (common reed)
Lineage: Eukaryota; Viridiplantae; Streptophyta; Magnoliopsida; Poales; Poaceae
Exons: 11
Coding region: 411-1601 (396 amino acids)
Molecular function (GO): protein binding
Source: RefSeq, a predicted model, not a curated record